Drosophila simulans is the source of this 1061-nucleotide messenger RNA. RefSeq lists its product as uncharacterized. NCBI's taxonomy places the organism in Eukaryota, Metazoa, Arthropoda, Insecta, Diptera, Drosophilidae. Bases 328 to 747 code for a protein of 139 amino acids. The transcript has 2 exons. The record is from RefSeq and is a predicted model, not a curated record.
CGUAUAAAAGUGAAUUGUCACAAAAAUUCUGAACAGUCGAAGCGCACGCUCAGCGGCGACAGCAUCGAGAAUCGAAGCAGAUAAAAGCCAAUCCACAGCCCCGGGGGCCAACAAGGUGUUAAGCGAUCACUGAUAACAAACUAGCUAACUAACGAUCGAUCAGAACGGUUUCGACUUUACGCGAGUGCAAUCUUCAAUCUACAAUCUGCAAUCUGCAAUCUACAAUCUUCCAUCCGAAUCGGAACAAGUGACAAAGUGCAGCCUCAAAAACAGGAUACUCCACUCAUUUAGGCUACCGAACGCAACCCGACUACCGCAUACCCAGCAAUGAUGUUUGCGUACACUUGGCAACUCGCUCCACUGGUCCUGGUCGUCCUGGCGACAACGAUGCCGACGAUGGCUGCACCGCAGCAGCAGGAGGUGCCCCACGCCCUGCUGGACAUCGAGACGCCCAAUCAGUUCAACUACAGUCCCUCGCCGCUGGCCCAGCCGGAUAGCCUGCGAUCCAAGCCGUACUUCGACUUCCUGAGCACCCUGUAUGCCCACGAUACGGCCAAGUCGAAUCUGUUCCGGCCGUAUUCGGUGCGCCAGCGCAGGGAUGCGGAUGUCCGGAAGCUGAGUCGUCCUCGCCGGGCCAUCGUCUUUCGGCCGCUGUUCGUGUACAAGCAGCAGGAGAUCCGGAAGCAGGAGAUCCGGGACAGGAACGCCCAGAGGCGCCACGAUCUGAACCGCCUGCAGCGGGUGUAGUACUCGCCGGAACAAUCCAAUCGAAUCCAGUGUCCAUCCAGCCAGCCCGGGUUGGGUUGGCCUUCUACAGGGUCCUCUAGCACUUAGCCACUUAGCCACUUUCGAUGCGUCCUAGCCCUAAGUCAAAUGCACUGCAGCACGAAAAGAGAAGGAGAGAGGAGGAGCACUCAUCAUAUCGAAUAUUAUAUAAUAUAUAUACACAUACGCACCAGCACACCAACCACCCACCCACAUCCUCGUAGUUUAAGGCCAGAUGUUUGUUAUGUCACUUGUUAUCGCGACGUUUGAUUAAAGCCAACAAAACUGAUAUCAAA